CCGGGAGCCCGGGGACGGAGCGCACGGAGCGCGGUGCCCGCCGCUCCCGCCCGCGACAUGGAGCCCGUGGAGCCGCCGCGGCGGCCGCUGCUGCUGCUGCUCGGGGUGGCCGUCGUGCUGCUCUGCUCCGCAGGUCUAACAAGAAGCUUAAUUAUAACUUCAAUUGACCAAUCAAUGUUUGAAAAAGCACAAGGAGAGAAAGUUACGUUGCCAUGUUCUUUUGAACUCUCGGAGGAAGAUGAAGGCCCACUAGAUAUUGAGUGGGUAUUGAUACCAGCAGAUAAUCAAAAGAAGGAAACAAUAAUAAUUAUGUAUGCUGUGGACAGGAUUUAUAAUAAUUAUUAUGCUGCUCUGACUGAGAGGAUGGAGUUUACUUCUCCUGAUCCCAGAAAUGGUGAUGCUUCACUGGUUAUCCGGAAUUUAAAGGCAGCAGACACUGGCACGUACCAGUGCAAAGUGAAGAAAGCUCCUGGAGUUCAAAGCAGAAAAAUACAGUUGACUGUACUUGUAAAGCCAGCAAGAACUAAAUGUUCCAUUGUGGGACCACAGGAGAUUGGAAGGGACGUUACCUUGAAAUGUGCAUCACAAGAAGGAUCCCCACUUUUGUCUUACGACUGGAGGAGAGUAUCUGGCACACAUGAACUUCCUGCCACUUCCAUGCUGAAUAAAGAUACAGGGGAACUUGUUCUGAAAAAUGCCUCUCAAGAAUAUUCUGGUACCUACAGCUGUGUGGCCUCAAACAGAGUUGGCACGGAUGAAUGUUCCGUUCAGCUGAAUGUCACCCCUCCCGUAAAUACAGCUGGUAUAAUUGUUGGAGCUAUUAUAGGAACUCUGCUGGGUCUUUCUGUACUGACUUCUAUCGUCUUCUGUUGCUGUAAGAAGCACAGAGAGAAGAAAUAUGAGAAAGAAGUACAUCAUGAUAUCAGAGAAGAUGUUCCACCUCCAAAAAGUCGCAGUUCAACAGCUCGCAGCUACAUCGGCAGCAAUCGUUCUUCUCUGGGUUCAAUGUCUCCCUCCAAUAUGGAAGGAUAUACCAAAACUCCAUACAGCCAAGUCCCAAGUGAAGACUUUGAUCGUGCUCCUGGUCAAAACCCAACCUUUGCACCUUCAAAGGUAGCUGCACCUAAUUUAAGUAGAAUGGGAGCUGUUCCUGUGAUGAUUCCAGCACAAAGCAAAGAUGGGUCAAUAGUAUAAAAUAUUAUUAAUUUAAAAGCUGUUUUUUAAAGUGUUCAUUGUAAGUAUUAGAGGAAACUACUGUGUUCCAUCCCCCAUUUAAACACUGGCAUGAAAUCUUCCUUGAAGCAAAUGAACAAGUUAGUUUGAAAAGCCACCAAUUCUCAGAUUUAAUUUUAAACUUAUUAGUAUAAGACAGUUGAACUAUUUGCUAAAAGCGUUGAAGUUCCUAAAUAAAUAUUGGACACUGAAGGUAUUUGGACCUGUGGUAGGUUGCUGAAGAGACACUGACACUGUCAGCUAAUGUGCAGUUCUGAAUGUGUAACAGUGAGACAAAUGAGAAUUAACAAAAGUGUUUCAUGUGUAGACCAUGGAGUUUCUCAGAGUUCCUGUAACUUUAUCCUCAAUUAUGGAAUAACAGAAAUAUUUGGACUUGAUAUUGAACUCUGAUGAGUUGCAUGGGGCUGAAAUACUGAGGAUGACUUUGAAUUCUGUUCAUAUUUAUGUGGUUCUUUGAUCCAGUAAUGUUUGUUUGGAGCACUUGAGCUCUUACUUCAGGGGCAGCCAGUUAUUUAAUUGGUUCAAUUAGUUUAAUUAAUCUACUCUGAAUCUAAAAUGUCAGUGAGUGGAAGUGUGACAGGAGACCUUGCAAGCUCUUUGAAACAUGAAUUUAUCUGCAAUAACUAGUUCUAGUCACGUCGACUUAAUACUUACGUUAUCUGAUGCAAGAGGUCCUGUCAGGUUGUUGGUACCUAAGCUUUGAGAUCUAUAAAUCAACUAUUACUGUCACAGUGAGAAUGGAUUAUGUAUCUUUAUGCAGGUCUUUAAGUUAAUUGUACCUUGCAUUUUCCAACACCUGUUUAGAUACUAAGGCAGUGCUCCUAUUUUUUUUCCAAACCAAUUACCUAGAAGCUCCAUGGGGAUUUAAUGAGAGCUAUUAAGCUGUUAAGUAACUGGUAUUGGAUAUCUGUCCUCUAACAUCACUGUGGAAACAACUUUUCCCAUAUACAUGUAAGCAGUAGUCAGCCUUUACUCAAGAUGCUAAUGUCUUCCUGUAUGAAUUUGGAAGGAGUUUAAAGCUCAUUUCUCCUUGCCUCUUCAACAGCUCUAAAUAUUCUGAACCAACGUUCAGACUUUUUCAGAGCAAGAGUUUUGUGCAGCUGAGAGGAAAUAGUUAUCCAGAAUUGUUCAUUUAAAUCUCAUGUUUCAAAAUUAAAAGCGCUUCUUCCCAAUUUCGCAAACUUAAAGCAAUACAGGAGAAACAGAACAACUCUUUCUCUUACUUUCACAUGUAUUUAGGACUUCUUAUAGCUUCUGAUAACUGGUAUUACAUACCUGUGAAAGCUUAGUGCAGCUUGA
Empidonax traillii (willow flycatcher) is the source of this 2532-nucleotide messenger RNA. It is a transcript of the gene CXADR, whose product is annotated as CXADR, Ig-like cell adhesion molecule. The transcript is spliced from 7 exons. Gene Ontology annotation, molecular function: cell adhesion molecule binding. Gene Ontology annotation, cellular component: intercalated disc; bicellular tight junction; basolateral plasma membrane. NCBI's taxonomy places the organism in Eukaryota, Metazoa, Chordata, Aves, Passeriformes, Tyrannidae. Gene Ontology annotation, biological process: homotypic cell-cell adhesion. The coding region runs from base 58 to 1194 and encodes 378 amino acids. The record is from RefSeq and is a predicted model, not a curated record.